AGGUGGGAAGAAGGCGAGUGCAGCGGCCACUGCAGAGACCAGCCCCAGCCAUGGGGAGAGCUGCCCGGAAAUGGCUCGUCCCGCUGCUCUGUCUAGCAGUAACGGUCUGUCAGGCUCAGGACACCUGCCCAGAGGUGACGGUAGUAGGUCUCAACAAUACCAAGAAACUGACCAUUGUCCAAGGCUGCCCAGGAAUUCCAGGUGCUAUAGGAUCCAGAGGAAACCCAGGAAUUGCAGGAAAUAUAGGAGAACGGGGAAGUCAGGGGAUCCCUGGAAAGGCAGGACCAGUUGGCCCAAAAGGAGUAAAAGGUGCUGCUGGCCCCCCUGGACUGACAGGAAGUCAAGGAGCCCCGGGGGACCCUGGACCUGCUGGAAUACCCGGACUGACACAGCUGAUUAAAAUGAAGUAUCAGAAAGGACCAAAAAACUGCAAGGAGCUGUUAGCCAGAGGGAACCACAUGAGCGGCUGGUACACCAUCUACCCCCAAAAUUGUCACGCCAUGAAAGUGCUGUGUGACAUGGACACAGAUGGUGGAGGAUAUGGACGCUUUUCCGUGUUCCAGAAACGGGCGGACGGCUCCGUGGAUUUUUUCUGUGACUGGAAGUCGUACAAAAAUGGUUUUGGCAGCCUGCUUUCAGAUUUCUGGCUGGGGAAUGACAACAUCCACCUGUUGACGUCCCUUGGAACCAAUGAGCUUCGCAUUGAUCUAUGUGAUUUUGACGGCCACUAUGAAUAUGCCAAAUACUCGUCAUUCAAAAUUGCAGGAGAGGCUGACAACUAUCAGCUGAACCUUGGAGCCUUUGUUAAUGGCACGGCAGGGGAUUCCUUAACCGAACACAACGGCAUGAUGUUUACAACCAAAGACCAUGACAACGACUUGUCCAUCACUAACUGUGCUACAUUGUCUAAAGGGGCCUGGUGGUACAAGGAUUGUCAUAAAUCCAAUCUGAAUGGAUUAUACCUGAAAGGAGUCCAUGAAAGUUAUGUUGAUGGGGUGAACUGGUCUUCAGGGAAAGGGCAUAAGUACUCCUACAGGCUGUCCGAGAUGAAAAUUAGGCCUGUGUAGCCAGUUGAGGGGGGCAGUUACUAUAAUUAUACUAAACUCUUAUACAGCAGUUGUAGGCUUGUCACAAUGAAUGUUUAUCUGGAGAGGAGAUUAAAGAUCUUUUUUCUCCAUCAGCCACUAGGGGGCAGACAUUAUCACACACACUUAUCCAGCACUGUGCCAUAGGAAUAGAGCUGAUUUUAAAAAGAUAAAAAUAGUUUUGUGAGGAGAAAAAAUGGAUUUUCUAAGCUGUUUUCAUUUCAAAGGUUCUAAAUUAACCCGUUUUUGCUUUUGUGUUUUUAAAUUUCUGCAGAUUUUUUUAGAACCCUCUCCCUAAUAUGUAGCCUCACAACAUGUUGUUUUAUUUGCUCAUUUUUUUAAAAAACUGUGGUCGUUAUCACAAGAAUAUCUUCAACGAUUAUUGCGAAAAAAUAAAAAAUACAUGAUUUAU
Messenger RNA from Pelodiscus sinensis (Chinese soft-shelled turtle), 1497 nucleotides. The record is from RefSeq and is a predicted model, not a curated record. Lineage: Eukaryota; Metazoa; Chordata; Testudines; Trionychidae.